CUGCUUGCCUAAAAUGGCGGUUACUUCCUGAUCUCAAGAAGCAAAACAAAGAAGAAGAAGACGACCACCCAUCUGCUAACUUCGGCUACACUCUUCAAUGGCCAGUUCCCAAAAAGGCAAAUCCUUUCUCUUCCGUUUCACCUUCUUCCUCUCCCUUAACUUGCUCUUCCUUUCACCCAUCGUAACCGCUUCCGAGGAGCUUGUUAGGUUGCAUAGACUCGAGGAGCUUGUUAGGAAUCUGACAGAAGUAGUAGCUAGACUAGACGCUAAGUUAUCUGAAACUAAGAAACACGAUAUCAUCAUCAGUAAUAAUGGGGUUAAAGAGAAAGCUAAAGCCUUUUCAGUGACAAAGUACAGUCCUUUCUGGUCAGAGAGAUUCGAGUUCACCUCUGCUGUGAAGCUAAACUCCGAGGCAACGUGUAUCAACGUGUUACCCUUUAGAGACCACGAAGGUUUAAGCAAGUACUUCGCUGUUGGUGACUCAAGUGGGAGCCUCUACGUGUUCUUGAGAAACGGCGACGUUUUGGUCGAGUUUUUCACCACUUGUGAUUCACCCAUCACUGCUAUGGUUUCUUACAUGUCUGUGUAUAAGAACGAGAGCUUUGUGGUGACGGGGCAUCAAAGUGGAGUUAUCUUGUUGCAUAGACUCAGAGAGGGAUCUGUUGGGGAAGAUUUGAGUUCUGCUGUGAUGGAGAAUGUUGGUAAGUUUGAUGGAAGGGAAGAUGGUUUAGAAGUGACUUUAUUGGAAGUGCAUCAUGUUGGUCGUGUUAGGUUUAUAUUAGCGACUGAUCUCACCGGAAAGCUUACUGUUUUCACUGAGAACAGAACUGUUUACGGAUCAGUUACACCUACAAGUAGACCUCUUGUGUUCUUGAAGCAGAGGCUGUUGUUUCUCACCGAGACUGGUGCUGGUUCGUUAGACUUGAGAAGCAUGAAGAUCAGAGAGUCAGAAUGUGAAGGUUUGAACAAUUCUUUGGCAAGAACUUACGUUUUCGACGCGGCGGAGAGGUCUAAAGCUUAUGGUUUUACAUCAGAAGGUGAAGUGAUUCACGUGUUGCUUCUCGGUGACGUAGUGAACUUCAAAUGUAGAGUUAGAUCAAAGAAGAAGGUUCAGAUACAAGAGCCUGUAGUAGCGUUACAAGCUAUCAAAGGCUAUCUUGUUCUAGUCAGCGAAGAGAAAGUGUUUGUAUACAAUGUAUCGACUCAACACUAUGUUAGAACCACAGGUCCUCGGCUUCUCUUCCCUGCUUCAUUAGAAGAUAUCAGGUCAACGUUCUUGAGACACCAUCAAGAAACCAAGUUUAAGGUAACUCCUUUGAUAGCAAGCGACCGUGAGAAGCUUCUUGUGAUGAGUUUAGGUGAGGGAUACGUAGCUACAUACAAAUCAAAGCUUGAGAGUUCAAAAGGAGAACUCAACACGAUGCUAUGGAGCAGUCCUGUCUUCUUCUUUAUACUGUUUUUAUUCGCUGCGUGGCAUUUCUUCGCUAAGAAGAAAGAUUCUCUCACAGCUUGGGGACCUGAAGAAGAUCCUUUCACCUCCUCUUCUGCUUCUUUCUCUGAGCCAUCUAGGAGAAACGACGAUGAGCUCAUGGAUCUUAGAAGAAGAUAUGUUUCUCCAUCACGGUAUCCUCCUGGAGCAGCAGCUGGUACUUACAGGUCAGUUGCCUCUAAUGAACCGACUUCUAGAGCGACGGUUGAUGGUACAAACUAUAGAACAACAGGGCAGGAGAUGAAGUAUCGUGGUGGGUCAGGGCUUGAUUCUUCAGGUGGUUUAGGGUUUGGUAAUAGAAGAGAGAGCUUGUUUGGUAAUAAUAACAAAGCUUUAGACAACGAAAGUUAAAGGCCUUUUUUUAAAAAACGUUUUGCCACUUUCUUUUUUUCUUUGUUACCGGUCUAAGUUUUUUGUAUUUUGUAACACUCCGGCGAAAAAAUACAUGUUUUUACCGGUAGCUUUGUUUCUCCGGGCACAUCAGGAUCAGAUUGAAAAUGAUGGAUUUUUUUUCCAAUAUAUUAUAGUAUAUCAAGAUCCAAAUGUCUUACAGGACCU
Messenger RNA from Eruca vesicaria subsp. sativa (arugula), 2047 nucleotides. Lineage: Eukaryota; Viridiplantae; Streptophyta; Magnoliopsida; Brassicales; Brassicaceae. The record is from the annotation of a GenBank genome assembly.